Neurospora tetrasperma FGSC 2508 is the source of this 1864-nucleotide messenger RNA. RefSeq lists its product as uncharacterized. NCBI's taxonomy places the organism in Eukaryota, Fungi, Ascomycota, Sordariomycetes, Sordariales, Sordariaceae. The coding region runs from base 101 to 1642 and encodes 513 amino acids. The record is from RefSeq and is a predicted model, not a curated record. The transcript has 2 exons.
CUGCCAACUUAUCAAUCCGCGUCUCCUUGUUCACCGAGCUUGUCGACCAUCACACUGUCGCCACCUCACAGGACUCGAGCAAACGCAUAAUUGAAACACUAUGUCUGCGGACGACCAGGCUUUUCUGGACGUGUUAUCGUCCCUGCCCGGCGAUAUCAAGCGCUACUCUGAAGAUGUCGCCAACAUCGUAAACGAGAACGUCGACAAGAUUGCCGAGACCGUCAGACACACUCUCGCGACCUCGCAAUGGGUACCAGAACAGAUCCGCCCUCGGCUGCCGCCACCAGCGCCUUCAGCCGAGCUGCCGAUUUCGCUCUACAAUAGAGUUGAGAGCUGGGUAUUAAGAAACAAAGUCCUCACCACCGCCAUAGUCCUAGCCACUGGAUCCAUUCUAUAUCGGUCAUACACAGUCUCCGCUCACGCCAGGAAGACCAGGCGCGCAAGGCGGGCGCGCAGCGGAGGACGCAUGGAUGUCGUUGUCAUUGCAGGAUCUGCCAACUUACCGUUGACACGGUCAGUUGCGCUGGAUCUGGAAAGGAAAGGCUUCAUCGUCUUCAUUGUAUCCAGCGGACCGGAGGACGAUAUUGCCAUUCAGAAUCUAGCACGCCCCGAUAUCCGACCUCUGGGCGUCGACACCACCGAUCCUCUCAGCGCCAGCGCCUCCAUUGAGCGUUUCGCGACCUACCUUCAGUCACCCCAUGCGGCAGUCCCCAACAGCAAGCGACAUCGGUUGCACCUCAAGGCCGUCAUCCUCAUUCCGUCUUUGAACUACCAGACCUCGCCCAUCGCUACCAUUCCUCCCUCUGGCUUCGCGAACCUCUUCAACACACACCUACUUCACCCUAUCAUAACCCUCCAGGCCUUCCUCCCUCUGCUUACCGCUCGCCUGGGUCCUACUCCCUCGGCCGAGUCAUCAUCCUCCGGAACCGACAAGAAGAAAGACAGCCCCAAGAUCAUCGUCUGCACGCCAUCCAUCAUUUCCUCCAUCAACCCCCCCUUCCACGCCCCCGAAGCAACCGUGUGCUCUGCCCUCUCCGCAUUCACCGAAGUCCUGACCGCCGAGCUCCGCCCGCUCGCCAUCCCUGUCACCCACAUCCAGCUCGGUACCUUUGACUUCGCCGGCUUCACGCCCGCCUCGGCCGCGCGUGAACACUGGCAGGAGCGGAACUCUCAGGGCGUCCCGCUGCGCGCGCUGGAAGCGAACCCCCAGGACGCCGAGUCCCUGCUGCCCUGGCCCGACUCGGCCCGCCACGCCUACGGCAAGAAUUUUGUCACCCAGUCGAGCUCGGCCAUUAGCACGGGCCGCAUCCGCGGGAUGCGCGGCAGCUCGUUGCGGGAGCUGCACAAUGCUGUUUUUGACGUGAUUGACGGGUCCAUUACCAAGGGCACUGUGCGCGUCGGCCUCGGUGCAAGCGUGUAUGGCUUUGUCGGACGCUGGGUGCCGCGCGGGCUGGUGGCGUGGAUGAUGGGUAUUCGGACGGUGGACGAGCUGGCGGCGUGGCAGUCGAGUCAUAGCUCGUUUAAUAGCCCAAGGUCGGGUGGCUCGGUGAGGUCUAUGGGAAGCGAGAAUGGGGAUGAGGAGGAGGUGGGAACUGGGGCCCGCACAUCGAAUGAGUCGUUUGUUGCGGUGCCGAUGGAGUAAAUUCUUCAUGGGAAUAGUUUGGAAGAGUACAAAAGAAGGCAGUGUCUACAAGAAUGGCAUAUGCCAUAGCAUUUCAGACGGUGGGUUAAUUAUCAUUUCGUUACGGGUGCCCUAGGUAGGGAACGGCGUUCAUGUUUUGGAUCUCGUCCCUCUCAGUCUAUUUUGAAAGAACAUACAGAUCACAGCUCCGCGAAAAUGUCAAGCUAGCAAUCCUCUCUAAUC